Molecule: messenger RNA, 7179 nt
Organism: Chlamydomonas reinhardtii
Lineage: Eukaryota; Viridiplantae; Chlorophyta; Chlorophyceae; Chlamydomonadales; Chlamydomonadaceae
Exons: 14
Coding region: 787-6666 (1959 amino acids)
Biological process (GO): telomere maintenance; DNA repair
Molecular function (GO): DNA helicase activity; ATP hydrolysis activity
Source: RefSeq, a predicted model, not a curated record
AAUUACAUUUUGAGUGCAAGGAGCAGAGCGCGGGCCAGCACAGGACCGGGUUUCGCACCCCACAAAAUCCAAAUCCAAAUUACAUCACAGACUCCUUGCAGCGGUCCGACAGGGCCGCCUUUAAGACGCCCAUCAGUAAACCAUCUGCACCCAGUUCAGUGACCCCGGGUCACUUGGCGGUUCCCCCCGAAAUCGCGCCCCGUAGCGCCCGCGCGCAUGUCCAUAAAAUUCUUCAUAAUGCAAAAGGCCGAUGCGAGCAAAGAGAGCCAGCGAAACGGCGCCCCUCAGGAAAAACGACUUGAAUGCAGGUCGUCGCGCGCACCGUAGUGUCACUGCAAAUGCUUACAAUACAGCUAAAUGUUCAUAAUGCUCAGUUCAGCUCUUGUCGGGGGCUAACGAGCUGAGCCUGCCUUCAUCGCGCCCUCAGUAACGCCACAUCGCAUUACCUUGCCGCGGCGCCAUAGACACCGCGAUAUACUUCACAAUAUCUUUAAGUGCGUACAAACGUUUUAACAACAAUUCGUGCACGAUAACGAGCACAGGUGCUUCAAGUCGCUCUAGAACGCUGGUCGCUCCCCACUGUAGCAACGCCAUAGGCCUCGCGGGCCGCGCCUAAAUGACUUUCACAUACAUGAGGCACUGCUAGACAUGGCAGAGCUGCAAAUCCCGGCGAUGCACCUCGCGGGUUUCUGGGCAUGGCGUUGUUGCGCCGUUCCGCCAGCGAGGACGCGUCUAUCUUCCCUGCACAGCAUUUCCGACAUGCUUUGACAAGUCUCUUCGCGCGACAUGGAAGCCCUCGCGGAGGACGCGCGCAAUUUCAAGACUGCACACGCAGUGGCCAUCGUGCAAUUGUGUUUUAAUGGCCAGAAGAGCUUGGAACAAAGCAGGAACGCAGUGAAAAACUGGAACCAAAUUGAUAAAUGGAAGCUCACGACGCGCAGUUUAGCGUCGGGGCGAAAGCAGCUGGCCGUCACAACACCGGCGGAACUGUCGAAGGUGUUGGAGCGUUGCUCGCGGGGCGGCGCCGAUGCUGCGCUGGUGGCCGAGGUCGGCCAGCGGCUGAACCCCCUGCUGGGCCCAACAGGCGUGCCCGAGGAAGCCGCAGCCCCAAGCACUGCCGACUUGCCGGCAGCACCAAACCCUGGCCCGGGCGCAGGCGGCACAGCAGGUGAUGCGUCCGCCACCAGCCCGCGGCAGCCGCAGCCGCAGCCGCAGCCGCAGCCGCAGCCGCAGCCACACCCGCAGACAGAUGCCAACGCUGCUGCCCGCGAAGCGCUCACGAACUUCGUGACGACGCUGUGGAAUGGGCGGGCGCCAGCGCAGGCCAGCGUUGUGGUGCACGGCCUGCUUCCGCACCUCGACAAGGGCCGAUGCCAUGACCUGGUGGUGUGCUGGCAAAAGGAGGGGAAGCUGCGCCUCGGCACAGCUUCCUUCAGGCGGAAGCGCGCCAAGCCAUCCAGGGCGCUGGCUCUCAAUACUCCGGAGGACCUGGUGGCGGUGAUCUUGCGCUGCAAGACUGAAUGCACUGGAGGGCCACAUCUUGCCGGCCUCUUGGCAGCCAUUUACACACGCACCCGGGCUGGGUUGGCUGACAGCGCAGAUGGCACCCACUUCCUGGACUUCACCACGCUCACGCCUGCUGAAACCAAGGCUGCGGCCACCGCUGCGCGUCUGCAGGCGGAGGUGCAGCGGCUGCAGCAGCUCCGGACAGAGCGCGGCACUCCGGAUCCUGCUCCUGCACGGCAGCGAGCUGGCGCUGCUGGUGGCGCACAGGCCGGCCCCGACAACGAGCACGUCGCUGGCCUGGAUGGUGGCGGCGGCACCCCUGUGCACCGCCGCCACCCGGAUGGGCUCUGGGCGCGCAGCUGGCGCGGCCGGGGCCGGCGGGCGUGGGAUGUGUGCCGCUGGGCGGUCCGCUGGAACACGCUGCGGCAGUUCCUGACGGUCUAUGUCUGCUGCGCACUGUGCGGCUUCACGGCGUACCCGACUGGCGACGAGAUGGCGAAGUGGGGCUUGCGCACGCCGCGGCCGGGCGAGAGCCCACCGCACGAGCUGUACAACGCGCUGCACUCUGGCGUCAUGGCGGGGCCGGAUGGUUCGUGGAUGCUCUGCCCUACGUGUGCCGGCAAGCAGCAACAGGACGGCCGGGCGGAGCAUGUUGUGUUCCACACGCCAGACUACGCGCGGCAGGUUACACGGCUUGAUCCCUCGCUGCAGAUGCUGCUGUCACUGGUGAACGUGGGCGCGGGGUUUGCAGCCAACGCGAAGGGCUAUUUCACUGCGCGGCUGCAGCAGCCGCAUGCAGUGGGUGCGGCGAUGCUGGCGUGGGACGACAGCGCGUCCGAGCGGGCGCAGCUGGUGCCUGAGGGUGUGCGGGAGGUGCUGGGCUGGAGCCUGGCGUUCAACCCCAUCUACCAGGCGUACCUGUCCGUCAUCGAACAGCGCGGUCCCGAUGCGUCGCAGUCGUUCUUGGGCCCGGAGGCGGUGGCGUCCUUUGCUGCUGAUGCCAUUGCCCGCAGCCCCGUCGCCUACAUGCUGCCGGAGCACAACGAGAUGUGCAAGAGCGUGCUGGCGGCGGUGAUGCCAACACUGCCGCCGCCGCUGUCGCUCCGUGCGCCGCCUACGUCAUACACCGCCGGCACGCUGCACCCACGUGCUGGGCUGCUCGGUGCAGCAGCAGUGGGCGGGGCCCUGGCGGUCGGAGGGAAUGGGCUCACGCAGCCACAGGUCAUCAUCCUGCCGGACGGCUCGGCGGCCGCCUCCUCUGCACCCGUGGGCGGACAGGACCUGCUGCUCACCGCGGAGCUGGCCAUGUUCCCCUACCUAUUCCCCUUUGGCUCUGGCGCCUUUGGAGGCUCGUCCAUGGCGUUCAGCGACUACCUGCAAUUCCGUGCCCGGUGCUUUCUGUCCGUGUGGACACUUGUCCAGCCGUACCUGCUGCUCAUGUUCGCUGUCCGCACAACCACUCAGCUGUAUGGCGGCCACAACACCAAGGUGGUGCUCGAGCGUGCCAUCGCUGAGUACCGCAAACGACAUCCCGAUGCCAAUGACGAAAAGCUGAUCAAGCACAUCAUCAAGUACAGCCUGCCAUCCACCCUGCCCAACACGCCAUCGUGGCACCGCCGCAACCUGCAAGACCUGCUGGCGCUGGUGGACCGGUGGGGCCUGCCCACCCACUUCCUUACGCUCACCGCCGACGAGUUCUCCACGUCCCGCUGGGAAGAGGUGGAAACGCUCGAGGACAUGGUCCGCAAGUUCUGCACCAGCGCCACUUGGCGAGAUGCCCCCGCCGAGAAUGCCUACCUGUUUCAUCGCCGUGUCCAGAUGUUCAUGCGCGAGAUGCUGCGCACGCGGCGAGGCGGCAAGUCUGGUGGCAAGGGCGAGUCCGGCGUGCUGGGCCGCGUCCAGCACAACGUGACCCGGUACGAGGUCCAGGGCCGCCAGUCCCUUCACGCCCACAUUCUUCUGUGGGUGCAUCCGGAUGACGUCGACCGUGUCUCAUCUGAGAUCGUCGCGUGUGUCCCUGCAAAGUACGUGGGCAAGGACGGCGUGUGUGAUGAGCACGACCCCAAUUGCCCCAAUGGCCGCGAGUGCUGGGAGGCCCCCAGCGACGACCCGCAUGCGCUCACCCUCUUCGACCACGUGAUGAGCAAGCAGGUCCACUUCUGCACGCCCAUCAAGCGCCCCGGCUGUCGCAAGCAGGGUACCUGCCGCUACGGCUUUCCAUGGAAACCGCACGACUCACCGGUCCCGAUCGUGGACCCUGCCACGCGGCGCUACGUCUACUACCGGCCGAGCUGGGCGCACCGCAACGUGUCGCCGUACCACCCAACAGUGGCGCUGCUGUGGGGCGCGCACAUGAACCUGCAGCGCAUCACCUCAUCAGACUGGAGCUUUUAUGUCCUCAAGUACGCCAUGAAGACCGAGCCGAGCGGCCACCUGAACCUGACCGACGCAAGCCGUGUUGCGCUGGGCCUUCCCGAGGACCAGCCCGGUGCCGCUUUCAGCACCACGUACCUGGUCAAGAUCAUCUCGGCCUACCUCACCUCCACCGCUCUGAGCCCGACGCUUGCCUUCUUGGGCUGCGCCCAGAUCAACACGGUCUUCAUGUCCUCGGGCGUGGACUUCGUGUGCAGUGCUCCGCCAACCACACGCACGCGCACGGUUUUCAAGGGCGCGAAGCUGUGCGCCUGCCCUGUGGACAUGUACUCCCUGCGCCCGACCAGCCUGGCGCAUGUGACCUUCACAUCCUACUUCCGCAACUACCGCCUGGUGCCCGCGAAGGCGCCGCGCGGCUGGAGAGCUGGUGCGCAGCGCACGGCGGUUGGCCUUACAGCCGCGGCCGCUGUGGCAACAGCGACCGCUGGCGGAUUGGCGGCGGUUGCCACCGGUGGGCUGGGCGCUGCAGCUGCUCUUGGCGUCGCCGCCGCGGCAGGCGCGGCCGGGGCAACCGUUGCCAGGGCGGCCGCACGAGCAGCUGGGGCCGCGGCAGCAACGGAGCGGGACGGGCCUGUGCUACGGCAGGCGCCGCCGGGCGGGGAGUUGGUGGGUCCAACCCAGGACCGCCACUUCAACGUCUACAAGCUGCGCGAGCCCCGCAUCGUGCGGUUCUCCGACUACAACCCCGCCUCCGACCCCGAGGGCUACUUCUACAAUCUCCUGCUGCAGCAGGCGCCCUUCACCAAGGAGUCCGACCUGAUCUCCGCUGAGAAUGACUCCCGCACCUACUUUGAGGAGUGCCGCCUGCGGAAGCUGGUGCAGAACACCAGCGACCUGGAGGUGCACCUGCAGAGCUAUGCGAACUACCACCUCUACAACGCCCAGCGUCGGCAGGCGCUGCUGGCCACGCUGCUUGGCAAGUACACGCCGUCUGAGGCCACCGAUGAUGGCGACGAGCUGAACCCGGAGGCCACGGCCUUUACUGUCAGCUAUGGCGGGCUGCGGGACCCUCCCCAGGCCGCUGCCCGACCGGCCCGUGGAGGGGCUGCCACUGCCGCUGCGGCGCGGGGGGACUCCGCUGCCCUCAAGGCGGCGCUGGCGGCGGAGUUUGAGGAACUCGACACUGUACCAUACACGGACGCGCAGGACGCCACGGUUGAGGCCAUCCUGCGCCACCAAGCAGGCGUCAUUGUGCUCACGGGCGGGCCGGGCAGCGGCAAGACCUUCACCACCAAGAAGCUCACGCGCCAGCUGCGGCAGAUGGGCAAGACCGUCAUGCUGACCGCCAGCACCGGCGCCGCAGCCGUGCGCCUCAGCGCCUUCGCGACCACCAACCACGGCGCCUUCGACCUGCCCUGCGGCACCGGCGCCAUGUCCAGCUGGGUCAUGGGCAGCUCGGAUGUGCACCCCAAGGCGGAGGCAUUGCGUGCAGCCGACGUGUUCAUCAUCGACGAGUUCUCCAUGAUGACGGAUGCACAGCUCACCCUUGUCCUCACCCGCAUCUUCCACGCCUGCCAUUACGCCACGCUCGACGAGAUGCUGGCCAACAAGCUGAUCAUCCUGGUCGGCGACCACGCUCAGCUGCCGCCCGUCUGCAACUGCGCUGCGAGGGCGGGCCACUCUGCUGCCGUGCUGCGCGCGGCGGCCCCUCAGGAUGCUGCUGCUGGGCCCGAUGACCUACCGCUGUGUGAGUCCUGCCACAUCGCGUCCAACCCCUUCUUUGGCCUGGCGCCCAAGUACCGGCUGCCCGCCUCGGUGCGCCACGCCAAGGACCCGGAGUUUGCUGCCUUCCUGGACAUCAUCCGCGUGCGCCCGCCCACAGCCGAUGAGCUUGAGGCGGUGUUCGGGCGGUGGAGCCCCGCAGCUACACUGACGCCCACCAGCGCGGACCCGGCGGCCUGCAGCCCCUAUUACAUCUCUGAGGACAUGGUGGCGCUCCUGUCCGACGAGCGCACCACAGUGCUGUGCACGCACGUAGAGGACGCCAAGGCCUACAACCACGCCAUCCUGGAACGCCUGGCCGCCACCGGCGCGGUGGGCAGCGUCCAGCCCUGCCCACUGCAACACGAUGUGCCGGCGCGCUCGGUGGCUGAGGUGGGCCUGGAGACCUGGCUGCGCGACGCAUCCUUCCGGACCAUCGAGCAGGUAGCGGUGGGCGCGCGCGUGGUGCUGGUGGAGAACUGUGACCUGCACAAGGGCGCCGCCAACGGCGCAGCAGGAGUGGUCAUUGAGCUCAGCUACCAGACACGCGAUGACGGUGUGCAGCUGGUGUCGGGAGUCAAGGUGCGGCUGACGGGCAGCGGCAAGUGCCUGUGGAUUGGGCGGCGCACCAGCAAGUACAACUGGUUCAGCGGCGUCAAGUACAGCAAGCACGCCUUUCCGCUCACACUGGGCUGGGCCAUCACCGCUCACCGCGCUCAGGGAGCCACGCUCAGCGGCGGCACCAUCAUCCACGCACGGAGUGUGUUCACGCCCGGCCAGCUGUACGUCAUGCUGUCGCGUGUGACGGAGCGCCGGCUGCUGCGCCUGGUGGGCCCGCUCCGGCCUGAGCUGUUCACACCGGUGCGGCUGCCCAACUUCGUGCAGAUCGACGCGCUGGCGGAGAAGCAGCGCGCCAUGCAGGCUGCUGCAUUUGCGGCAGCGGCGACCGCUGUGCUACUUGCGGCGGCUGCGCCCCCUCCCGCGGUGCCAGCCAUGGAGCCGAUGGACAUUGAUGGCCUGGACUAGGCUAAAUUGCGCUGCCAACACCUGCAUUCAUUGUCCCUUGACAUUCAUUAUUGACACGUUUGCGGUUGUGGUUUUCAUGCCAUGGAGUUCGCGCAUUGGUAUUCCGGUGUGCGCACGAUGGAUGCGAGUUUCCAGUAUGUGCCCAUGAGUCUUUUGGCGGCAGUAUGCUGCUGAUGCUUGGCGCCUUCCUUCUGCUUGCUCUGCGCCUUCCUUCUGCUUGCUUUGCUGUUGCACCUGGCUGUCAUGGGUGGCUGGGUGUCGAGUGAAGAUGCCAGCAGUGCAUUCCGCUGUGUGUUUUGCUGCUGUGGACCAGGUGCGAACACUGCUGCAUUGAACCUGCAAGGAGUCCUUGCUGUUGUGGGUUACACGGCGCACUGCUUUUGGUGCCUAGGUAGGGUCGCGCUUGACCAAUGCUGGUGGGCUCACCUGGGCUGCUGAUGCCUGGCGCCAGCUUGACAGCUGUGCAGCAUGUGCAUCACACGUCCUGUGUACGCCAAAACCUUCGCUGUAUCA